GCAUUGCAUAUCGACUUAAUAAAUACUAAUGGCUACCGUGUUUACCAAAAUAAGACGAGAUAAAAUAAGAUCCUUCUGUCAAAGUAGAUAUAGCUAGGUGGUAUAUUGUGGGAUUGCUAGCUUGUCCUUGAUCUCCUUAUGUGAUUUGUAACUUGCUGAAAUUGUCCGCUAACAAAUAUAUUUUACACUCGUCAGCGGCAUUAACGUCUUGAUAGACAGCCAUAACAGUUAGCAUUAGCAAGCUACUGUAGCUAGCCAAGUAUUUGUGCCUUGAUUGGCGCUUUAGCUAUAUUUUAAUUUAGUGUUUGAUGUCAAGUCAGCUAGCUAGUAUCGAUUACGAACAAGUAACGUUAGCUUGCUUGCCUCAAACCACAGGUAGCUAGCUAAAUAGCUAACGUUAGUCAUGUAACAGUUAGCAAACUCGACUUGCUAACUCUGGCUAGCCACACAGCUGAAUAUUUCCGUACAAUGUGAGUUGGUGCUCGCCUUGCGCAUCAGCUAGUGUUUCUUUACAAUCCGAAGAUGUACACCUUAUUAUCUGGUCUGUACAAAUACGUGUUCCAGAAGGACGAAUACUGCAUCUUGAUCCUAGGACUGGACAAUGCAGGAAAAACGACCUUUCUGGAACAGACCAAGACCAAGUUCAGUAAGAACUACAAGGGAAUGAAUUUGUCCAAAAUCACCACUACAGUUGGGCUAAACAUCGGCACAAUCGAUGUGGGCAAGGCUCGUCUAAUGUUCUGGGACCUUGGUGGUCAAGAGGAGCUUCAGUCGCUGUGGGACAAAUACUAUGCUGAGUCCCAUGGAGUGAUCUAUGUGAUAGACUCUACCGAUGAGGAGCGCCUAUCAGAAUCAAAAGAGGCCUUUGACAAAAUGAUCAGCAGUGAGGUUUUGGAAGGUGUGCCUCUCCUGGUGCUCGCCAACAAGCAGGAUGUGGAGAACUGUAUGUCUGUGCCAGACAUCAAAACCGCUUUUAGUGACUGCGCUCCAAAGAUUGGGAAAAGAGAUUGUCUGGUGCAGCCUUGCACAGCCCUAACAGGGCAGGGGGUUAACGAAGGCAUUGAGUGGAUGGUGAAGUGCGUCAUCAGAAACAUUCACCGGACACCGAGACAGAAGGACAUCACAUAGAGCAAGCCAGGACCUCCAACAACCGGGGGGUAUUCAUUAGGCACCAAAUGGUAGAAAACGGACUGAAACAGGGCGGACUAUAUGGACUUACUGUCCGAUAUGAACCGUUUUCGAUUGAAAUACAACCUUAAUGAAUACGAACGAUCCAGGCGGCAGUUUUGCUACAAUGUGAGUUUCAGAAACAAGAGAUGGACUCUACCCAAGCCCCGGCAAUUAACUUGUCUCCCUCAACUCUUAUUUGGGUGGUCUGAAAUCCAAUUUAGUUUUCAGAUGCAGCUUAGCAUCAGGGGGAAACAAUUGGGGAUACAAUUGAUUAUUGUUUAUUAUUUGGAUAUGAGGUGAAAAGCUUUUUGAGGCUUUUUCAUUUGGACCUCAGUUAAUGUGUGAAUGAUGUGUCUUUCUGAUCAAACUAUAAAAGUGUCAUCAUGUCGAUUUUUAAAGUUUCUCUCUAGCUCUAAGUACCUCCUUUUCCCUUCGGUAAUAUAAUUCCACGGCCUGUAUUCAGAAAGCAACUCUGAAUAGGAGUACUGAUCUGGGAUCAGUUUUGCCUUUUAGAUCAUAAAGAAUCAGAUUAUAUUACUCUGAAUACGGGUCUGUGUCUUCAACCCAAUGAGGCUUAGUAGUCUAUUGAAAAACAUCAUUGCUCUAAAGGCAAUACCAUGCAAUUUGUUGUGUCGCUUGUGGGUUAUUUAACAGUCAGAGGAUGAACCAUGACACAACCUUAUGAUUCUUAUUAUGCAAAGACACUACAUGUAAUGGAAUUGUACAUUGUAACAGAGGGUCAACGAUAUAUUCAUAGACAGGCCCUGUCGAAAUACUAGUUUUAGAGUUUGAAAUGCAGUGUGUGGUGUUUGUGUAUGGUUAAGUACCAAAUGGCACCCCAUAGGGCUCUGGUCAAAAGUAGUGCACUGUAUAGGGAAUAGGGUGCCAUUUGGGACACUCUCUCUUUUUACUCUGUCUAACCUGGUGACAUAUGUAAAGUAACUCCGAUGAUCAGGCUGAAAAUGUAUUUUAAUGACGUUAUGAAGAAGAUUAUGUAAUAAAACAUUUCAGAACAGUUAA
Messenger RNA from Coregonus clupeaformis (lake whitefish), 2190 nucleotides. Its product is annotated as ADP-ribosylation factor-related protein 1-like. Gene Ontology annotation, cellular component: Golgi apparatus. NCBI's taxonomy places the organism in Eukaryota, Metazoa, Chordata, Actinopteri, Salmoniformes, Salmonidae. Gene Ontology annotation, molecular function: GTPase activity; GTP binding. Gene Ontology annotation, biological process: protein localization to organelle; intracellular protein transport; Golgi to plasma membrane protein transport. The coding region runs from base 523 to 1128 and encodes 201 amino acids. The transcript has 7 exons. The record is from RefSeq and is a predicted model, not a curated record.